Messenger RNA from Hydra vulgaris (swiftwater hydra), 3239 nucleotides. RefSeq names its product aminopeptidase N. NCBI's taxonomy places the organism in Eukaryota, Metazoa, Cnidaria, Hydrozoa, Anthoathecata, Hydridae. The record is from RefSeq and is a predicted model, not a curated record. Gene Ontology annotation, molecular function: metalloaminopeptidase activity; zinc ion binding; peptide binding. Gene Ontology annotation, biological process: peptide catabolic process; proteolysis. Gene Ontology annotation, cellular component: cytoplasm.
GUUUACUUUAUUUAGCUUUUUUUAAAUACAGUUUUAUAAGUUAGAACAUUAGUACCUUCCGUACCUUACCAUGUCUGCUAAGAACGAGGAAAAGAAAAACCAAAAAAAGGUUUAUUCUGAAAAAAAUUUGGACUAUAAACAAAAAAGUCUUUGGCUGUUUGUCAUUGUGGGAGUGUUGGUGGUGACAGUAAUUCUUAUUUUUUUUUUAUUCCGAACAAAACGAGAAUUAGACGAACUAAAGAGGCGUUUUAAAGAAGCAAAAACUAUAUCAAAUAAAGUGUCAACAAUAUUACCGGAUAAUAGUUCUUUUCAUACCAAAUCUGUUGUGCAUGAAAACUAUUCCAGUCUGGUGUUGAAGAACUCAUCUGUAAAUAACUCUGUUCACAGUGGAAAUGAGCCUUACUAUAACAUUCGACUUCCCUCCUCCAUUAAACCAUAUUUUUAUAAUAUCUACCUGGAUGUCAAUUUAACAACUGAUAUUGUUCUAGGAUCAUGUGAUAUUCAUGUAGAGGUUUAUACACCCACAAAGUAUGUCAUUGUUCAUGCAUUUCACUUUGAAAAAAUAAAUGCAGACAUUUUAUUUGAAGGCAAUACUAUUGCUUCAAAAUCACAGUUUUUCUACCCAGAGAACCAGUACUAUGUUGUUAAGCUUGACAAACUACUUGAUACAGGGAAAUAUAUAUUAAAAUAUCGAUUUUUAUACAAGCUCAAGAAUGAUCUGCAAGGAUUUUAUAAGGCAUCAUACAGAAACAAUGCAGGAAAGGAAAGGUUUUUAGCAUCUACCCAGUUUGCACCUGUUGAAGCCCGCACUGCUUUUCCGUGUUUUGAUGAACCUUCCAUGAAGGCACAAUUUAAGCUAACCUUAAAUCAUGAUAGUCAACUUAUUUCAGUAUCUAAUAUGCCUAUUGAGAGUUCAGAAACGAAAAAUGGAAAAACAAAAAACACUUUUAAAACAUCAUCAAUUAUGUCAACUUAUCUUGUUGCUUUUGUUGUAUGUGAUUUCAAAAUGAAAUCUGCAUACACUGGUAUAUCUGGAAAUAUCAAGAUGGAAUUUUAUGCACCUGAAACGCAGAUUGACCAGCUUGAUUUUGCAUUGAAAGUUGGUGAAGAAAUUCUUCCUUUUUUUGAAGCCUAUUACAAUGUUUCAUACCCUCUUCCAAAAGUUGAUAUGGUUGCAGUUCCAGAUUUUGCUGCUGGAGCAAUGGAAAAUUGGGGUCUAAUAACUUAUCGAUUAGAGUAUAUGCUCUUCAAUCCAAAUGAGUCUGCAAUUUUAAAUAAAAAGUAUAUAGCCACUACAGUAUCACAUGAACUUGCUCAUAUGUGGUUUGGAAAUAUUGUAACAAUGGAUUGGUGGUCAGAUCUUUGGCUCAAUGAAGGUUUUGCUACAUUUGUGUCAUAUCUAGGAAUAGAAAAAAUAUUUCCUAGUUGGAACAUUGCUGAUGAUCAAGUAGUUAGUGAUGGAGCAGUUGCUCUAAAGUUAGAUGCUCUUGAAUCAUCACAUCCAAUCCACGUUGAUGUAACUCAUCCAAAUGAAAUUUCAGAAAUAUUUGAUGUAAUAUCUUAUAAAAAGGGAAGCUAUAUAUUAAGAAUGUUAGAUGGGUUUCUUGGGAAUGAUGUUUUUCUUAAAGGAUUGCAUAACUACUUGCAUAUGUAUUCUUUUGGUAAUGCAAAAACCCAACAUCUUUGGAAUGUGUUGACAGAGGCUGCUGGUGGAAAGUAUAAUGUAUCAAAAAUUAUGGAUACAUGGACACUUCAAAUGGGCUUUCCAGUAGUCACAGUUUCAUCAAUCUCUGAUAAAAGUUUUGAAUUAACUCAAAGUCGGUUUUAUUCAUAUAACAGUACCCAACAUUCAACAUUCUCUUCAAAGUUUAACUAUAAAUGGAUGAUUCCAUUUCAUUACACCACUUAUAAAAAACUGUCAUCAGGGUGGACACAAGUUGGAUCAAUCAAUAUGACAUGGAUGGAGAUGACAGACAAAACUCUCUCGGUAAGUCAAGGUUUAAUGAUCAAAGGAAACUCUCACCAAAAAGGUUUUUACAGGGUCAACUAUGAUAGAAUGGGUUGGGAAAAAAUAAUAGAAAUCCUCAAAGAAAAUCAUACUGUUUUUGAUGUUAAAGAUCGAGCAGGAUUGAUUUCUGAUGUUUUCGCAUUUGCUGACUCUGGCUGUCUUAAUUAUUGGACAGCAUUGGAUUUAAUUGAUUACAUCGAUAAAGAUAAUGAUUAUUUACCUUGGGCAGCACUUGACGAAGCCACAUUAACAUUGAGAAAACUCUUGUCAUUCAAUGAACAGAUAUCCAAGCGCUUUAAGGAUUUUCUUUUAAAGAAAACAUCACCUUUGUUCGAAAAAUAUGGUUUUAGAAAAGAAGAGAACUUUAAUAAAAGAAAUUUACAAGUUUUAAUUGUAAGUUUAGCCUGUGAGAGUGGCCAUCCUGCAUGUCUGAAAAAUGCUUCUAUGUUAUUCAAUAUGUGGAUGAACCAGCCAAAUCAAAAUCCAAUUUCUCCAGAUUUUCGUGAUACAGUUUAUUACUAUGGUGUUCAAAACGGUUAUGAAAAAGAGUGGAAUUUUUUGUAUGAUCGCUACUUACAUACAAAUACUCCUUCUGAAACUUCCAAACUUUUACAUGGGAUGGCUGGAUCAAAGCAACUUUGGUUGAUUGAUAGAUAUCUGCUUAAAUCAUUAAAUAAUACAAUUGUAAAAGAUCAAGAUUUUGGAUAUGUAAUAAACUAUGUGGCGAACAGUAAUGCUGUUGGUCAGUAUCUUUCUUUUUCUUUUAUCAAAGAGCAUUGGUCAUUUCUUUAUAAUAGACAUAUGAGGUCGCAUUUCACGCUAAAAGAAGUUUUUGAAGGUAUUUUUUCUGGGUUUUCAACUGAACACGAGUUACAAAAGUUCCAAGCCUUUGUGAGCAGUAUAGAAAACCUUGGCUCACUGAAAAGAGUAAUGGAGCAACUUUUAGAAAAAAUACGCGCUAACAUAGAAUGGAGAAAAUAUAACGAAAUACUUAUCUACGAAUGGUUAUUGCGAAAAAAUUAUUAGCUCCUAGAUUGACAAUUUAUUGUAAAUGUAAAUUUGAUAAUUAAAAAGUAAUGAAGUAGAAAUUGCUAAUUAAAAUAAUAUGAUGUGUGUAAUAUAUCUUUAGUGUGCGUAUGUAAAUAUUUAUAUUUAAAAUGAUAGUAUAAAUAAAAUAUUUAAAAUAUUACGAUUUUUGAAAUUUAUUUUGAUGACAUUUUGAUUUUUUUUU